AUGUCUACCGAUGUUUGUGUCGGCAGAUGUCGACAGCUGGAUUGGAGCGCAGAUGCAAGCGCGUUCAGCAGCAUCCUGGCAGAGUCUCCUAACAGACAGGGAUUUGACCUGCUGCUGGGCUCAGAUGUGGCGUACAGCCUGAAGGCACUCCCGUCGCUGUUCAAGGCAGCCAGCCUGCUCCUGUCAAAACAGCCACAAUCAGUCUUCCUUCUGGGCUACGUGUCUAGGGCUUCGUCCAUAGACAGGGGGAUCUUUCUGGAGGCGGCAGCAGUGGGGCUGCGCACCCGGGAGGUGGCAGGCACACGAAAGUCUGUCCCCGGGGGACUGGAGGGGGCAGUGUAUGAGGUCAGGUGGGCGCACCUGGCGCAGGCGUUAGAGGUGGAUGCUUCAGGGCCGGCAAGGCGCCGGCGCAGGGCAGAGGGGCCUUCCCAGAAAUUGGUGAUUGCUGCGGCGACCCUUGGACCUCUUCUGGCCGGUCUGGCGCUCACGGCGUUCAUGUACAAGCAAUAG
Molecule: messenger RNA, 510 nt
Organism: Coccomyxa subellipsoidea C-169
Lineage: Eukaryota; Viridiplantae; Chlorophyta; Trebouxiophyceae; Coccomyxaceae
Exons: 3
Coding region: 1-510 (169 amino acids)
Source: RefSeq, a predicted model, not a curated record